UAGCGCCUGCUGACUCUGCUUAUUCGGUUAUGGAAUCUCCCUAUCCCCUCUUACUCGUCGGUUGUCAUCUCUCUCUCUCUCUCUCUCUGUCUCAUCCCAAUAACAUAAACCGAACAAAGCCCCCCCAACGCAACAACAACAGCAACACAAACAUAAGACAAUCCCCUCCUUCCCAUGGUUUCUCUCUCCUCCUCCUGUUCUUGUUCUUGUUCUUGAUCUUGUUCUUGAUCCAGACCAAGAACCCCGAACCCUCGCCGACCCACCAAUGGCCUCUCCCAAGAACCACCGCCACCACCUCCACCCCAACGGCGACCACAAGACCCAUGUCCCCAAGAAGCCGAAACUCGCCGCCGCCCUCAUCACGGAUUCCGAGGUCCAGUCCGAGUUCGCCCACCACGACCCUUCCGUCGCCCGCAUCAACAACGGCAGCUUCGGCUCCUGCCCCGCUUCCGUCGUCGCCGCCCAGCAGCGGUGGCAGCUCCGGUUCCUGAGGCAGCCCGACCACUUCUACUUCAACGUGCUCAAGCAGGGGAUCCUGGAGUCCAGGGGCGUGAUCAAGAACCUCGUCAAUGCCGAGGACGUCGGCGAGAUCUCGAUCGUCGACAACGCGACGACCGCCGUCGCCAUAGUGCUCCAGCAGAUCGCCUGGGGUUUUGCGGAAGGGAGGUUCGCGAAGGGCGACGUCGCGGUCAUGCUCCACUACGCGUACGGCGCGGUCAAGAAGUCGGUGGAGGCGUACGUGACGCGCGCCGGCGGGCGGGUGAUCGAGGUUCAGCUGCCGUUCCCGGUGAGCUCUAAGGAAGAGAUUGUGUCUGAGUUCAGGGCGGCCUUGGAGAGGGGGAAGGUGGAUGGUAGCAAAGUGAGGUUGGCUGUUAUCGAUCACGUCACGUCGAUGCCGAGUGUGGUGAUUCCUGUCAAGGAAUUGGUCAAGAUUUGUAGACAGGAGGGGGUUGACCAUGUUUUCGUAGAUGCGGCUCAUGGGAUUGGGUGCGUUGACCUGGAUAUGAAGGAAAUUGGGGCUGAUUUUUACACCAGCAAUCUGCACAAGUGGUUUUUCUGCCCGCCUGGGGUCGCGUUUUUGUACUGUAGGAAGUCUUCCGGAUCGUUGGACUUGCAUCACCCGGUUGUGUCCGAUGAGUAUGGUAAAGGGUUGGCUAUAGAAAGUGCUUGGAUCGGAACGAGGGAUUAUAGUGCUCAGUUGGUGGUGCCUUCGGUCUUGGAAUUUGUUAAUAGGUUCGAAGGCGGUAUUGACGGGAUUAAGAAGAGAAAUCAUGAAGCUGUUGUAAGAAUGGGGGAGAUGCUGGAGGAGGCGUGGGGGACAAACCUCGGCUGUCCACCGGAUAUGUGUGGGAGUAUGAUCAUGGUAGGGUUGCCUGCUUGUUUGGAGAUAUCGAGCUAUGCAGACACUCUGAAGUUGAGGGCCCAUUUGAGGGAGAGUUUUGGUAUUGAAGUGCCGAUUUAUUACCGAUCUCCAAAAGAGGGAGAGGUUGGUCCAAUUACAGGGUAUGCUAGAAUCUCGCAUCAGGUUUACAAUAAGGAAGAGGAUUAUCACAAGUUUAGAGAUGUGAUUGACAAACUCGUGGGCAAUAAGUUCACUUGCAAGCUUCUUCAUGACUAAUAGGCCUUAAUGUGUUCUGAUAAUAAAAGCUGCAGUUUUCAGCUCAGCUUGCAUGCCGUCGGCAGCUGUCAUGGUUUAGUUACCAUGGGACUCCAAGAAGUCUGCGUGAAUCAGGAACUGAAAGGAUGUGCGUCGCCUUUGUAAUUAGAUUUUUAGGAAAGGUCUUGACUGCAGGCUCAGUUAGAUUGAGAGAUGCUGAUGACGGGCUCUUCUAAUUUCUUCGGUUGUUUAAUGCUUUGUCGAUCCUCCUUUGUGCAAAUAAAUAAAAACGAACCUGUUCUUAUGUCGGCAGGAGCUGCCUACAAAGUCUGUGGAUUGAAGCUUUUGUUUAUUACUGUAUUGAUUCUCCACAGCUUGUUAUUUUUGGUA
This is a messenger RNA of Syzygium oleosum, 1987 nucleotides long. RefSeq names its product probable L-cysteine desulfhydrase, chloroplastic. The coding region runs from base 266 to 1618 and encodes 450 amino acids. NCBI's taxonomy places the organism in Eukaryota, Viridiplantae, Streptophyta, Magnoliopsida, Myrtales, Myrtaceae. The record is from RefSeq and is a predicted model, not a curated record. The transcript has 2 exons.